AAGUUUUCCCUCAGCGGUCCGAAGAUGAGCCUGUUUUUGUUAACUUACCGAAGUUGAAUUUAAAUUUUUAUAUGCAAGUGGAGUCUCUGUGUUAGGUGUGGGUUAUCUGUUCUCUGUCAUAUUUUAAGAUAAAAAAAAAAUGGAUGGUGACUUCGAAGAUGGAGAACUUUCCGGCUCCAGCUCGGACCCUGAGAUGGGAGCCGUCACGGCUGCACCAGCCGUGCCUCAGGCUAGCCAAGCUGCAAGCGGCCAGUCCUUCCAGAGCAGAGUCGCUGUGCGGCCCUCUGCUCCCGCCUACCGCAGUUCCGGCGCGGCGGCGGCGGCGGACUCCAGCGACAGCGACGCCGAGUCUUCGGAUGAGGAGGCCGUUCUUUGGCGCCGCAAGCGACAGAAAGUGACCAACGUCCCCCCGCCUGCUGGCUUGCCGGGACCCACCCGAGGAGGCCGCAAGGUGAACAACGUGUGGGGGAGUGUGGUCCAGGAGCAGUGCCAGGAAGCCUUAACGGCGGAGCUGGGCAUUUUUGGCAUGGAGGGAGACGUCAGCAUGUCCAGCAGGAGUGUGGAGACUUACAACUACAUCCUGGCCCGCAAGAUGAUGGCGAAGGAAAAGGAGGAGGAGAGGCAGGCCAGGGUUGAAGAAGAGGUGAGCAUGUUGGACGCCCAGCUGGAGGAGUACAUGAAGGGUCAGGGGUCAGAAGAGAGGGCAGGAGGUGAUGCCAAGAGGAAGAGGCCCGUUAAAGAGAGGCUGGGACCCAGAGCGGAGAUGGACAUCAAGGGCCGGUUUGAAAUCACUGAGGAUGACCCAGAGGACAAGGUGUCUGACGAGAUUGCACACAGGCUGCAGGAGCCUAAAAAAGAUCUGAUCGAGCGCGUGGUCCGAGUCAUCGGGACUGAAAAAGCAAUCGAACUGCUCAGUGAAACUGCCACAAUUGAGGAAAGUGGCGGCAUGUUCACCGUGGAUGGCAGCAGACGACGGACGCCGGGUGGGGUGUACCUCAACCUACUGAAGAACACGCCCAGCGUCACCAAAGCCCAGAUCAGGCAGAUAUUCUUUGAUGAAAACCAGAAGGACUACAAGAGCAAAAAGGCGGCACAGAAGAGGAGGAAGCACGUGGUAGCCAAAAAGAUGAAGCAGGCCAUCGGCAUGUUGAACCUGCAGGAGCACGACGAUGUCUCCAGAGAGACGUUCGCCAGUGACACCAAUGAGGCCUUGGAAUCAUUAAAGGAGGCAGCGGAAGAGGAGGAGGUGGUGGCCGCAGUGGGCACAGAGGAGACGCCGGUGGUCUACAGCUCUGCAGACCUGGAGGUCUUCUGAGCGCUCAGUGAAGCUCCAGGCCUGAGGGCUGAUCCAAACUAAAACCAAUCAACUACUGUGUGAAACGAAACAAAAAACAAUCGCGAGUGAGUCCUUUUUCACUGUUUGACCAAAGGACAAGUUCUGUUGAUAACAGGACUGAUGGUCACAAGAUGCAAUGAAAAUUCUUUAGAUAUUGUGUUUUUUU
This is a messenger RNA of Thalassophryne amazonica, 1502 nucleotides long. RefSeq names its product phosphorylated adaptor for RNA export (gene phax). NCBI's taxonomy places the organism in Eukaryota, Metazoa, Chordata, Actinopteri, Batrachoidiformes, Batrachoididae. The record is from RefSeq and is a predicted model, not a curated record. The coding region runs from base 140 to 1315 and encodes 391 amino acids. Gene Ontology annotation, cellular component: nucleus. Gene Ontology annotation, biological process: snRNA export from nucleus. The transcript has 2 exons.